ACUCGGCGCGGGUGCCCUCGGGCCGGCGGCGGCAGCCCCUCCCCGAAGCCCUCAGGACCCCCGAGGCCCCGGUGCCGGCGGCGGCGGCCCCCCUAGCUCUGCCUGGAACCAUGGGUGAGGCCCGCAGGGACAGCACCAGCAGCCUGCAGCGCAAGAAGCCGCCGUGGCUGAAGCUGGAUAUCCCGGCUGUGGUGCCCCCGGCAGCAGAGGAGUCCAGUUUCCUGCAGGUAGGCCCUGGCCAGCGGGGGCUGCAGGUGCAGCCCAUCCAGCCACCUCACUGGGUCCCCGUUGCCCAGCCCCUGAGACGCCAGGCGUUCCUGCGGAGCGUGAGCAUGCCGGCCGAGCCCACCUGCGUCCCAUCACCCCACCAGGAGCCCCGGCGGCCGGGGUUGCAGCGCCAGAUGUCCAUCACACAGACCAUCCGCAGCCGACAGGUGCGCUUUGGGCGUGUCCACACUCUGCCCCUGUUGGGAGCCCCUGCUGCCCGCAGGGCCCUCACACAGCGCUCGUCUCUCUCUCGGUCCCUGCUCAGGGGCACUGCUGACUGGUUUGGAGUGAGCAAGGACAGUGACAGCACCCAGAAGUGGCAGCGUAAGAGCAUUCGUCACUGCAGCCAGCGCUACGGGAAGCUGAAGCCCCAGGUCAUCCGGGAGUUAGACCUGCCCAGCCAGGACAACGUGUCGCUGACCAGCACUGAGACGCCCCCUCCUCUGUACGUGGGGCCAUGCCAGCUGGGCAUGCAGAAGAUCAUAGACCCCCUGGCCCGGGGCCGGGCCUUUCGCUUGGCGGAUGAUGCCGCCGACGGCCUGAGUGCCCCGCACACGCCGGUCACGCCGGGUGCCGCCUCCCUCUGCUCCUUCUCCAGCUCCCGUUCGGGUUUCAACCGGCUCCCGCGGCGGCGCAAGCGCGAGUCGGUGGCCAAGAUGAGCUUCCGGGCAGCCGCCGCGCUGGUGAAGGGCCGCUCGGUUAGGGAUGGCACACUGCGCCGGGUCCAGCGCCGAAGCUUCACUCCUGCCAGCUUCCUGGAGGAGGACACGGCUGACUUCCCCGACGAGCUGGACACAUCCUUCUUUGCCCGGGAAGGUGUCCUCCACGAGGAGCUGUCCACGUACCCAGAUGAGGUGUUCGAGUCCCCAUCGGAGGCAGCGCUUAAGGACUGGGAGAGAGCCCCAGAGCAGGCGGACCUCACGGGUGGGGCCCUGGACCGCAGCGAGCUGGAGCGCAGCCACCUGAUGUUGCCCCUGGAACGUGGCUGGCGCAAGCAGAAGGAGGGUGGUGCAGCGGCCCCGCAGCCCAAGGUGCGGCUGCGGCAGGAGGUGGUGAGUGCCGCGGGUCAGCGGCGGGGCCAGCGCAUCGCGAUGCCGGUGCGCAAGUUCUUCGCCAGGGAGAAGCGGCCGUAUGGGCUGGGCAUGGUGGGCCGGCUAACCAACCGCACUUACCGCAAGCGAAUCGACAGCUAUGUCAAACGCCAGAUUGAGGACAUGGACGACCACAGGCCCUUCUUCACCUACUGGCUCACCUUCGUGCACUCGCUCGUCACCAUUCUAGCCGUGUGCAUCUAUGGCGUGGCGCCCGUAGGCUUCUCACAGCACGAGACCGUAGACUCGGUGCUGCGCAACCGAGGGGUCUAUGAGAAUGUCAAGUACGUUCAGCAGGAGAACUUCUGGAUCGGGCCCAGCUCGGAGGCUCUCAUUCACCUGGGUGCCAAGUUCUCACCCUGCAUGCGCCAGGAUCCGCAGGUGCAUAGUUUCAUCCACGCUGCGCGUGAGCGUGAGAAGCACUCGGCCUGCUGUGUACGCAACGACCGGUCUGGCUGCGUGCAGACCUCGGAAGAGGAGUGCUCGUCCACGCUGGCAGUGUGGGUGAAGUGGCCUUUCCAUCCCAGCGCCCCAGACCUUGCUGGCCAAGAGAGGCAGUUUGGCUCUGUCUGCCACCAGGACCCCAGGGUGUGUGAUGAGCCUUCCUCCGAGGACCCCCAUGAGUGGCCAGAUGACAUCACCAAGUGGCCGAUCUGCACCAAAAACAGCGCUGGGAACCACACCAACCACCCGCACAUGGACUGUGUCAUCACGGGCCGGCCCUGCUGCAUUGGCACCAAGGGCAGGUGUGAGAUCACCUCCCGGGAGUACUGUGACUUCAUGAGGGGCUACUUCCACGAGGAGGCCACACUCUGCUCUCAGGUAGGCCUCCGGGGUGAGGGUCCCUCCCCGUCCCCGCAGCCACGGCGGGUGCUGACAGGCCACUCUGCACAGGUGCACUGCAUGGACGACGUGUGUGGGCUCUUGCCCUUCCUCAACCCCGAGGUGCCUGACCAGUUCUACCGCCUGUGGCUGUCCCUAUUCUUGCACGCUGGGAUCCUGCACUGCCUGGUGUCUGUCUGCUUCCAGAUGACUGUCCUGCGGGACCUGGAGAAGCUGGCAGGCUGGCACCGCAUAGCCAUCAUCUACCUGCUGAGUGGCGUCACUGGUAACCUGGCCAGUGCCAUUUUCCUGCCAUACCGGGCAGAGGUAAGGCUGCCCCCCAGGGUGGGGCCCUCCUACGUGCACCUGCUACCCAGCAUGAACUGGUUCCAGCACAGAGUCAAGUUCCUACAGUGCCCCGCCUGGGAGCAGCUCCACUUGGCUCCUGUCCCGAUACACUCUGGGCGGAGGGAGGUGGGACGGGGUGACCUGCUCAGGCCCACCAGCUCACAGGCACCCACACCCCCCCAGGUGGGCCCCGCCGGCUCGCAGUUCGGCAUCCUGGCCUGCCUCUUCGUGGAGCUCUUCCAGAGCUGGCAGAUCCUGGCGCGGCCCUGGCGUGCCUUCUUCAAGCUGCUGGCUGUGGUGCUCUUCCUCUUCACCUUCGGGCUGCUGCCCUGGAUCGACAACUUCGCCCACAUCUCGGGCUUCGUCAGCGGCCUCUUCCUCUCCUUUGCCUUCUUGCCCUACAUCAGCUUUGGCAAGUUUGACCUGUACCGCAAGCGCUGCCAGAUCAUCGUCUUUCAGGUGGUCUUCCUGGGCCUCCUGGCUGGCCUGGUGGUCCUCUUCUACUUCUACCCUGUGCGCUGUGAGUGGUGCGAGUUCCUCACCUGCAUCCCCUUCACUGACAAGUUCUGUGAGAAGUACGAGCUGGACGCUCAGCUCCACUGAGCUGAUGGGGUGCUGGGGCCGUGUGCCCUGUGGGCUGGGGCCAGGCCUGAGGCUCGGGACUCCGCCUGCGAGCCCUGCUCCCCUUGCACAGACCCCUUGUGCCGUGUUCACUGCUGUUGAACCCCUCGUACUUCCGGGCAUUUAUCACAGUAGUUCCCGAGAUUACCUUCUAACUAGCCUCUCGACGACCACCUCAUGUGGCCAAUAAAUGGACCGGGAGCGUUUUAGCUGCCACUAAC
Molecule: messenger RNA, 3370 nt
Organism: Kogia breviceps (pygmy sperm whale)
Lineage: Eukaryota; Metazoa; Chordata; Mammalia; Artiodactyla; Physeteridae
Gene: RHBDF1
Product: rhomboid 5 homolog 1
Biological process (GO): regulation of epidermal growth factor receptor signaling pathway; regulation of protein secretion
Cellular component (GO): endoplasmic reticulum membrane
Molecular function (GO): serine-type endopeptidase activity
Source: RefSeq, a predicted model, not a curated record